Molecule: messenger RNA, 1020 nt
Organism: Oryza brachyantha (malo sina)
Lineage: Eukaryota; Viridiplantae; Streptophyta; Magnoliopsida; Poales; Poaceae
Product: phospholipase A(1) DAD1, chloroplastic-like
Exons: 1
Coding region: 1-1020 (339 amino acids)
Biological process (GO): lipid metabolic process
Molecular function (GO): glycerophospholipase activity
Source: RefSeq, a predicted model, not a curated record
AUGCGGAUUGGUAGGCAGUGGACGGAGCUCCAGGGCGCGCAGGACUGGGACGGCCUGCUUAACCCGCUCGACGGCGCGCUCGUCCGGUACGGCGAGUUCGUCCGCGCCGCGUACGCCAGCUUCAACUUCGACAGCGGCGCACCGUCGUACGGGUGCUGCCGAUUCCCGAGCAGCUCCCUGCUCCGCCGCUCCCGUCUCCCCGAGACCGGUUACCGGGUCGCCCAGCUCCUCCAUGCCGCGUCGACGUCGGCGCCGAGAUGGCUGUCGUGCCGCUCGAGUUACAUUGGCUACGUCGCGGUGUGCGACGACGAGGAGGAGAUCGAGCGGCUCGGUCGCCGCGACGUCGUCAUUGCGUUCCGCGGCACGGCGACAUGCAGCGAGUGGGUGGACAACUUCAAGUCCACUCUCGCCCACCUGCCGCCGACCACCUCGCGGCGAUCAGCCGACGCCGGCGAUGGCGAGGCGGCACCGAUGGUGGAGAGCGGAUUCUGGAGGCUCUUCACCACCUCGGGCAAAGCGCACAGCAGCCUGCAGCACCAGGUGCGCGGCGUCAGCGAGUACGGCGGUAAGGGCAUGCCGCCGUUGAGCAUCACGGUCACCGGACACAGCCUCAGCGCCGCGCUCGCGGUGCUCACCGCCUACGAGAUCACGACGACUUCCGCCAUGCAAGGCCACGGGGACCACGACGGCGCGGCGCCGAUGGUGACGGCCGUGUCGUUCGGCGGGCCGCGCGUGGGCAACGCGGCGUUCCGGCGAAGGCUGGAGGAGAGCGGCGGCAAGGUGCUCCGCGUCGUGAACUCGGAUGAUAUCGUGACCAAGGUGCCGGGGUUCCCCGACGUGCCGGCGAAGAGGAAGCCGAGGUUUCCGAGGUGGCUGGUGUCGAAGAUGGGGUGGGAGUACAGCGACGUCGGCCGCGAGCUGCGCCUUUGCGGACCUUGCGGCCAGGACACGUCGCGCAACGUGGUUGCAUCGCAUGAUCUUGAUUUGUACCUCAAGCUCGUGGCAGCCUGCACAGAUUAG